GAAAGACAUGUAAAACCUGGUGGGUAAGAAGAAAUCUAAAAUUUGAUUCUGUGUCAUUUUCCAUUGGGGUUUUUGGUAAAUUAGGUAUUGCUUGUCGUAUAUCUCCACGCCGCUUGAAGCCAAAAUGGUGGACCAAAGCCAACUGGUCUGGGAACUGAUAUGAGCCUCACCAUUCUGAUAAUAAUGCCCCAAAAAACAUUUUAUUAACCCAACUGUAUCAUAAUAAGCACAUGCAUAGACCCACCUCCAUCAUUCAUAAACGAAUAUGAGUGUGUUUCUUUCAUGCUCAUAUGUGGACAAACCCGCCGUCUAUCAUCGUCAUCUAUCUUAAUCAUCCUAAUAUCGUUAGAUUUUAAACCAGGAAAUGAGUCCAUGGAACCAGGAGGUUCUUCUCUGUAGCUUCCUGACAUUAUAUUCUACAAAAACUCACAGAAAGAAUUCCUUUUUCUUCUCUCAGAUGGAUUCCUCUUACUGGUUCAUAUGCUUAGUAUAUCUUCUGGCCCUGGUAGAACAACGAAGUCUGGUUUGUUCUUCUUCUGACAAAAAGUCUUCUAGCAAUGGACCUCCAAUCAACGUGACCAAGCAUAUCUUCUUCCCAGAUUUUAGCUUCAACAACCCCAGGAUCCUUGAUGAUGUUAAACUUCUGGGCAGUGCCAUAUUCUCAAAAUCAAAUGCUUCCCUUCAAAUCCCCGAUGAAUCACAGGCCACUGAUCUCAGACACCAAGCAGGUAGAGCCAUCUAUUCCUCUCCCAUCCGACUCCUUGACCCUCUUGCUCAAACACCAGCUUCUUUUGAAACAACCUUCUCUUUUCAGUUCAACAAUGCAUCCAUCGGUUUUGCUUCUGCUGAUAGAUUAACCGCUGGUUAUGGGGCACACGGUGGCAGUGGCCUUACCUUCAUCAUCGUCCCCGACGAGUUCACUGUCGGUAGGCCAGGGCCAUGGCUCGCCAUGCUUAACGAUGCAUGUGAGGAUGACUACAAAUUUGUGGCAGUGGAGUUCGAUACUCAUCAGAACCCAGAAUUUGGAGACCCAAAUGAUAACCAUGUGGGGAUCAAUCUAGGGACCAUUGUUUCCUCCGAAGCAAUCAAUGCUUCAGAUAUGGGUAUCGUUCUCAGUGAUGGUUCAGUUUACCGAGCUUGGAUUUCCUAUGAUGGUCCACGCCGUUGGAUGGAUAUUCGUCUGGGAAGAGAAGAAGCUAAGAAGUAUCCAUCAAAGGCAAUCUUCUCUGGCCCUCUUGACCUCUCACCCUUUCUUAAAGAAUAUAUGUUUGUGGGAUUUUCAGCUUCUACAGGGAACUUCACGCAGAUUCAUAGGGUACUUUCCUGGAACUUCACGUCCAAAAGCCAAGCUUUUCUUCGUGUUCCUUCAAGUGAAACAUGUGAGAGUAAGAUCACCGUGGAUAACAAUGGGAUCACUCAUACAGAAACCCCUAGCAGUUUCUUAAUCUUCAUUGCAGUGGUUGUACUGGUUUUGGCUGUUAUACUGAGUCUCUACUGUAAUGGAAAACGAAAAGCUAAUGAGAAAUCUGAUGCAGUUGUAUUGCCGGAGAAGAAGCAAAGGCCAAGGCCUCCUAAUAAGCCUCACCGCUUCACCGUUUCUGAGAUUUCCUCUGCUACUAGAGGUUUCAGUGAGAUAGAACUUUUGGGUAGUGAUUCGAAAGGAGUUUACUUUAGAGGAAGGAUCUCCAAUGGUUGUCAAGUGGCUGUGAAACGAUUCUCUAUCCAGUAUUUGAACUCCCAAGGAUUAGAUAGGCGGAGAUUAUUGAAGGAAAUCGGGGCCAUUAGCAGGGUUCGUCACCCGAAUUUGGUUCCAAUCCGUGGUUGGUGUCAGGAUCGCCGCGAAACUAUGGUUGUCUAUGACUUUUUGCCCAAUGGAAGCCUUGAUAAAUGGCUAUUUGGGGUCGGAGUUCUUCCAUGGACGCGGCGGUUCAAGGUUGUGAAAGAUGUGGCUGAAGCUCUUGCUUUCUUGCAUUCUAAGCAACUAGCCCAUAAGAACUUGAAAACAUCAAGUGUGUUUCUUGAUGUUAGUUUCCGAGCAGUCCUUGGCGACUUUGGAUUUAUACUUUGUGUGGCAGAAUCAAAGAGGUUCGAGUCAGCAGUGAGCCAAAGUGCAGAUGUGUUUGAAUUCGGACUCUUUGUGUUGGAAGUGGUUGCUGGGAGGAGAAGAUUGGAGGCAGAAAUGGUUGAUUUGGAUAAGAGGGAUUUGUUGGAUUUUGCUUGGAGAAUGCAUGGAAGUGAUGAGAAAGUGAAAGUGGUGGAUAGGAGAAUGGGAUCAGUGAUGAACUUGGAGCAAGCAAUUAGAGUUUUGGAAAUUGGGUUGCUUUGCACACUGAAUGAGAACAGAGGAAGGCCUUGUAUGGAAGAAGUGGUUGAGUUUCUAUGCAUGGAGAGACCAAUUCCUGAGUUGCCGCCGAGUCGACCAGUUGCUUUGUUCCCUUACAACAGCACCACAGGUCUUUGCACUGGCUAUUCUUGUUCUCCCUUCAAAUGAGUAUAGAUUCUUGAGGCUUGAGUUUAAUCUUUUUCUUUGUAAGAUACAGCAAGAUUGGAAGCCAAGUGAAAGAUCAUUCCUUGUUUAUAAGGUACAUAAGGAAUGGAAUCCAUGAGGAAUUUGCAUAAAUUUUUUGUAUAUCUUAUAUCAAACUGUUUGAGAAAAUUUAAUGUUUAGAUUAAGGGUGAGACAAAUCCAUAUAUCAAAUAUCAGCUGGAGUUAAAGAGUUGAGAUACCAUAAUAAGCUUUUGGUGAUUUCACACAACCACACAAAUGCUUUCUGGCUCCAAAGAGUUUUAGACUUUUGAGCCACCAUGUUGAGGAGAAGAUAUUAAUAAAAAGUGGUCCACUGUUCUAAUAA
Ziziphus jujuba (common jujube) is the source of this 2852-nucleotide messenger RNA. Its product is annotated as probable L-type lectin-domain containing receptor kinase S.7. Lineage: Eukaryota; Viridiplantae; Streptophyta; Magnoliopsida; Rosales; Rhamnaceae. The coding region runs from base 365 to 2491 and encodes 708 amino acids. The record is from RefSeq and is a predicted model, not a curated record. Gene Ontology annotation, molecular function: protein kinase activity; carbohydrate binding; ATP binding. Gene Ontology annotation, biological process: protein phosphorylation. The transcript has a single exon. Gene Ontology annotation, cellular component: plasma membrane.